GGCGAGGAGUUCUACCUGGUGAAAUGGCGCGGUUACCCCGGCAGCGCCAACAGCUGGGAGCCCCGCAAGAACCUGCGCUGCCGAGGGCUGCUGAAACAGCUGCACCAGGACCUGGCGCGAGCGCCGGGGGGACCGGUGAGACCCGGCCCUCGAGGUUUGCCCUCCCGCGCCUCCUCGUACCUGGUGCAGAAAGCGGAGCAGCGGCAGGCGCUGCGGCGUUGGGAGCAGCACCUCAACAACACGCGCAGCCACCGCGGCCGCAUCGCCGUGGAAAACGAGGUGGACUUGCACGGCCCCCCCCGGGACUUCGUCUACAUCAACGAGUACAAAGUGGGGGCCGGCGUCCAGCUGACGCCCGUGGCCGUGGGCUGCGAAUGCAGCGAUUGCUUGGCAGAGGCGGCGGGCGGCUGCUGCCCCGGAGCGUCGCACAAUAAGUUUGCUUACAACGAAUCGGGCCAGGUGCGAAUCCGGGCCGGGCUGCCCAUCUACGAGUGCAACUCGAGGUGCCGCUGCGGCUCCGACUGCCCCAACCGCGUGGUGCAGAAGGGGAUCCGCUACGAUCUCUGCAUCUUCCGCACCGGCAAUGGACGCGGCUGGGGCGUGCGCACCUUGGAGCGCAUCCGCAAGAACAGCUUCGUGAUGGAGUACGUGGGGGAGGCCCUGGUUGCAGCGCUGCAGAUGGGGCCUCGCACGAGCAGAGCCAUGAGGGACGAUCGCCUCCCUGUCGCUGCCGAUGGAGCCCAGGAUCCCGUUUGCUUUCCGAGCCGCUGGCUCACAUUCAGUUGUUCACACAUCAGGAGCCCCAGGUCCACUGCUGUGCAGGGCUGCUCCUCACAGUCUGUAUUGGUGCCUGGGGUUCACCGCUGGUUGAUGGUGGCGAUGUGGUGAUGGCAAUGUGGUACUGAUGGUGAUGGUGAUGUGGUGGUGAUG
Messenger RNA from Lagopus leucura (white-tailed ptarmigan), 930 nucleotides. RefSeq names its product histone-lysine N-methyltransferase SUV39H1-like. The transcript is spliced from 2 exons. The record is from RefSeq and is a predicted model, not a curated record. The annotation marks the transcript as partial. Gene Ontology annotation, cellular component: nucleus. Lineage: Eukaryota; Metazoa; Chordata; Aves; Galliformes; Phasianidae. Gene Ontology annotation, molecular function: zinc ion binding; histone H3K9 methyltransferase activity.